Papilio xuthus (Asian swallowtail) is the source of this 610-nucleotide messenger RNA. RefSeq lists its product as uncharacterized. The record is from RefSeq and is a predicted model, not a curated record. Bases 51 to 476 code for a protein of 141 amino acids. The transcript is spliced from 2 exons. Gene Ontology annotation, biological process: sensory perception of smell. Lineage: Eukaryota; Metazoa; Arthropoda; Insecta; Lepidoptera; Papilionidae. Gene Ontology annotation, molecular function: odorant binding.
CAAACUUCUGUUGGACAUUGAAACAUCUUCGUUACUUUUUGCUUUACAAAAUGUAUUUUGUUUUAUUUUGUGCUCUGUCAGCCUUGACCUUAAGUAGCGCUAAACAGACUUAUAUUGACUUGCCUUCGGACGUUGUCGGUUUACUUACUGAGAAGUCGGUGGGUUGUAUAGCUGAAACUGGUGCGGAUAUCAACAUUCUGCAGCGCGUCUUUCAAUGGCAAUUCGACAAUGAUAAAACAAGCAAAAAGUUCUCAUUUUGCCUUUUCAAAAAUGUCGGUCUAAUUGACGAUACUGGUAAAUUCGAUGAAAGUCAAAUUAUUAGUUCAUUGUACAGGAAUAGUAAUAAAAAGGAGGAGAUAGCAAAGAUCGCUAAGGAAUGUAAUAGUAAAGACAUCAAAAAGCCUUUAAACAAAAUGCAUGAAGGGAUUCAAUGCUUUUUCAAAAAUACCCCUGUUUUGUUACAAGUUAAGUUAUAAAAAAAGUUAUUCUGAGAAAUAAUAAAUAAAUACACUGGUCAUAAAUACUUAAUUGAUUUGUGAAAAUGCUUAUUUGUAUUCGUAUUUUAAAAUCACUCAUAUGUUUAAAUUUAUAUUAAGAUGAAGAAUUUCAG